AUGCCUCCCAAGCUCAACCUUCGCUCUACCGCUGUCAAGCGCAUCAUGCAGGAGGCCGCAGAGCUCUCUGAACCCGAUGAAGACUUCAUCGCACAGCCGCUCGAGAGCGACAUCUUUGAAUGGCACUGCACACUGCGCGGAGUGCCCGGGACAGAGUACGAAGGCGGUCUCUAUCAUCUGCGCGUGCUUCUUCCGGCGACGUACCCCAUGAGCGCUCCCGAUAUCGUCCUCAUGACGCCGAGCGGACGAUUUGAGCCAGGCAAGAAGAUCUGCAUAGAUGGUCUCACUUCAUUCCACGCCGGGUCAUGGCAGCCUGCCUGGGGUGUGCGCACCGCCAUGGCGGGCCUGCGAUCCUUCUGGACUCAAGGUGGAGAAGCGCUCGCCGCGAUCGGCGCGCUGGACUAUCCGAAGGAAGAGCGCCGCAGACUGGCCAAACUGUCUCGAGAUUGGGUGUGCCCGACAUGCGGAGUUCCGAAUCACGAGCUGUUACCAGAUGCUCAAGUAACAGCAAGUGCUGAGGCGUCAGGAUCAGGGACGUCUGGAGCAGCGCAAUUUGCGGAGGCUGGGGCGGAGGCAACGGAGAGGAGCGAACUCGCUGCGGAAGGAAAUGCACGGCCAGACUCGUCUGAGUCUGAUCAGGGAGCGGUGACUACCCCUCCGCCGGGUCCCUCCAGCGCCGCCGCACCGACUGCUGUCCCCCUUCCUCCUGUCCAUGGGCCAACGGCUGCUGCAGUGUCAACGGAAGUCCCUCCUCCUGUCAUCACAGUGCCAGCGCCGGUGCCGACGCCGACGACAACGGCGCCAGUGGCCGCACCCGCAGCGGCGCCCGUGCAACCUACACCCGUACGCACAGGAGUGUCAUCAUCUCCGCCGCCGCCCCAACCUGGCUCGCGCCCUGUCCCUCCUGCUCGCGCUGCACCUCCAGCUUCCUCCUCGCCUCCGCCGCCCGCUCCCGCUGCUCGGCCUCAGCCGCCAGCGCCUCCCGCUGUCACCGGAACCCCUUCCCCAGCUGAAAGCGGUCAAGUUGCGACGGAGCCCGCUCGCCGUGGGCAGCGUGCCCCGAGUGGCAGCCCACUCUGGCUCGACGGCACUAUUGCGGCCUGCGUCGCUGUCCUCAUCUACCUGCUCGCGAAGCAGUAG
Trichosporon asahii var. asahii CBS 2479 is the source of this 1140-nucleotide messenger RNA. RefSeq names its product ubiquitin conjugating enzyme. The record is from RefSeq and is a predicted model, not a curated record. Gene Ontology annotation, molecular function: metal ion binding. NCBI's taxonomy places the organism in Eukaryota, Fungi, Basidiomycota, Tremellomycetes, Trichosporonales, Trichosporonaceae. Bases 1 to 1140 code for a protein of 379 amino acids. The transcript has 4 exons.